CUUGUUGGGGAGUGGGGAUGAAUUUUGUUUUUGUCGUUCGCGAUGGAGCACAGAUUGUUCUGAACAAAUUGUUAAACUUUGGUUUUAUUAUUCGGUUUAAAGAUGAUGAACUUAUCGAAAACUUUACAGGAAGACAUCAAGAUUAAUCAAUUUAAUCUAAAAGCGGCUAUUCUGAAUCAUCAGAAUUUGGUUGUCAAACUCCGAGGAGGAAAUCUUGCGGAUCCUUCCGAUGUGAAACUAAAACUUGCUGGAAUUCAAAAGCACAUCUUAUCCUUGGGCGAAGCUCAGAAACUAUUGCUGGCCAGAGUGAAGAAAGAACUCGCCAACAGCAAUUCGUGGACCAAUCACGGCACAGAGAAGGCGGAACGACCGAAUGCCGAGCUGAGAGUUUAUCCUCCGUCCGCGAAUUGUCAGGAUCCCGCUAGAAAAUUCAAUAACACCUACCAGAAACGUACUGUCAAAGAAGCAAAAGUAGAACGUGAUGGCUGCAGUGAGGAUACAGACAGGAAGCGCAUCCAAGAUGGCGGCAGCGAGGAUACAGACAGGAAGCGCAUCCAAGAUGGCGGCAGCGAUGCCCCGCCCACCAAACGAGUCAAACAAAUACUGCACACCUCUCGCCCCUCUACUCCUGUGCUCGAUACUCACAACUAUGAUCAAGGUUCGGCGCCCACGUCAUCGGAAGACUCCCAAGAAUCGCUGGUGAUAGAUACAUCAACCGAGACUUCCAAGGACGACUUCCUAUCAGCUGUUGGUUUGAUAAACAGAGAACAGCUGAUGUUGGCAAAAAACAGGCGCGCGUCGAGACGUAGGAGACGUCACGCUGGACAUCACUCUCAGUACACCAGUCACAGUCACUGGGAUCUCACAGUGCGGCGUCACCGCCCCCGCGAAUCGGCCGACAAGGAGGUGGCAGGACCAGUGGUGGGGGCGGCGGCAUUGAUCGCCUCUGCAGCCUCCAUCCCGCUAACGGCCUUCCACCAGAAACCAGACGCAGACAUGGAUGUGGACGACGACUGCCCCAGUGUGACGUCACCCGUGGAGGAGUGCCCCAGCGUGACGUCACUGAAACGUGAAGCGGAGUCGGUUAGCAGUGGAUGCAGUAGCCCUGUGACGGUUGAUGAGGGGGGUGUACCCCCGUCCGAACCCACACCGCCGCCCCUAUCGCCUGACAAGGUGGUGUGCACUGUGUGUAGGAAAAAGGGUAUUUUGUCAAUCUGCGACAUCUGCUCGACGGCGUUCCACUGGUUCUGCCUGGACAAGAACAACAAGCGAUGCCCCGUGUGUCUGGUGUCGCAGCUGGGCACGCCCUUUCCGUCCCGGGGGAGCCAGAAGGGCCCCUCGCUGCAUGCAGGGGGCGACAAGGAGGUUAGGCACUUGCAACGUUACUACAAGCGUGUACCGUCUAGCGAGAGCAGUCUAUAUGCUGAACGGUUGAAGGUUAAGAAAACGUUAGAAGCACGAAACGACAGUUUGAAACACGAAUUGGCCGGACUGAAAAAGAAAGCGACAGAACUAAGCGCUGCUCUUGUGAAUCAAACGGAAAACAUAAAAAAGUUGACUGCUGGAGAAGAGAAAACGAACGCGAAAGUAAAGAAAAUUCUAGACAUAAUUAAUUUUUUCAAGUCUGUUCCAUCCUGACCUUCGGUUAUUGAAAGCAAUAUCAAAUAGGUAGUUACAAAUUAUGUUACACUUUUGUUCAUCGUUCUCUUGAAUUUAAAUUAGACGUUUCUAGAUUUUGUUGACUUGAUAGUUGGUAUGUUUCAGAGAACAUAUUUUAGUAAAAAAUGUUGAUAUUCUUAUGAUUCAGUUGAAUAAUAAUUUCCCAUUUUUUUUAACUUAUUUUAGUAAAAAAUGUUGAUAUUCUUAUCAUGAUUUAGUUGUCCAAUAACUUCCCAAUUAAUUCAACAAUUUAUUUUUGUUGAUUGUAGUUGAGAGAAUUAAUAUUUUAGUGAAAAAAAUUGUUAAAAAUUAAUAUAAUUUGAUGAAACUAGUAUUCUAGUGUAAUUUUCUGUUGAUUGUAUGUUUUGAGGACAUAUAAUGUUUGCAAAAAUUAUGUUGAAAUUACAUAUUAUUUCCAUUAUUCAGUUGUCUAAUAUUCCUAAUCAUUUGGAGAAAUUAAUUUGUUUAUUGUACUUUGGAAAUUAUAAUAUUCUAGUGAAAAAACUGUUGAAAUUGAAUAGAAUUUCCACCCUGAGACUAUUAUUUAGUUAGUAUUCUGUUUUAUGUUGAUAUGUUAAUAUGGACAUUUGUUGAUAUGUUAAUAUGAACAUUAUGUUGAUAUGUUAAUAUGGACAACAUAUUAUUUUAGAGAAAGAAUGUUGGAGCUUUAUUACUUACAUUAUGAAAUUUUAAUAGUCAAAUAAUUUUCAAUUAUACGAAUAAAUUAUUGUUGAUAAUAUGUUUCAAGAACAUAUAUUUUAUAAGUCUUCAAAUUAGGAAUAUUUUUCUAACCCUUUGAUACAUAAUUUAUUUUAAGAAUACAAAUAUAAUUUAUUUCAAUAAUUGCAGUCUUCAAUUAUUCGAACUACAGUAGUUAUUUUUGUUGAUGUUUUGAGAACAUAGGUUAUGUUUUAAAAACUCCAGUUCGAAUUGUCUGGAACUAAUAAUUAUAUCAACCUUCAAUGAUAUUUUAACGAGAUAUUGAUAAUUUAUUCAUUUUAUUACUCUAAAUUUAUUCAUUCAUAUUAUUAGUUUAUGUGAUUAUCAAUUUAUGUUACUAUAUGCCUUAAUAAUAUUAUAAUGAAUUAGAAAAAAUGAUGGAUCAUAUUUUUUUAUCAAUCGUAAUCAAUAAUUGAAUUAUUUAGGAGGUGUUGUUAAAACUUUUAUAUAAUUAAUAACUUCCGGUAACUUUGACGAUUUUAUCAAAUUAUUAAAGUUUCCAAACAAUUUUGUUAUAUCGUGUCGUCCAUAAGGCCUAUGGAACGAUCAGGCUUAUAGUAGGAGUACGAAAAUGAAUGUACUCAUUAUAAAUUAUUUACAAGUUUAUAUUUAUUAAUUAAAUAAUUAUUGUUAUCUAUACACACAUGAUAUUGAUUUCAAUAUGUGAUACUAUAGCCACCUCUAAUACAACGCCGCGGCCUACGAUAUUGCAACGUCGCUGUGUAGGCCUAGAAUGUAAUACAUGAUUGGUGAAAAAGAUCAGCUGGUAUUUUUUUAAAUCUUUUUCACCAAUCAUGUAUUAGAUUCUAGGCCUACACUGCGACGUUGCAAUAUCGUAGGCCGUGGCCUUGUAUUAGAGGUGGCUAUGGUGUGAUACAUAAUUGGAUAUGACUGUCAAAUUGAAAUAGAUAUUUACAGAAAAGUUUAUUUGUACAUCACAACUAUGUUGACUGAUUGUGCAUGUUCUUUUAUCUAUAAUUUUAAUUGAUCAAUGUAAAGACGUAUAUAAUAUAUUAAUCAUUGUCUUAUGAGAAGGCAAUCCCACUACUAUACCAUGAUAUGCUGAUUGUUCUUCAAUUUUAUAGAAAUUUCUACUUGUCCCCUUCAAAAAAAUUUAAAUUUUGAAAAAUACUCAAAAUUUUGUAAACUAUAUUUAUUCUGCAAUAAACUUUGUAAAUUUUA
Molecule: messenger RNA, 3561 nt
Organism: Nilaparvata lugens (brown planthopper)
Lineage: Eukaryota; Metazoa; Arthropoda; Insecta; Hemiptera; Delphacidae
Exons: 11
Coding region: 103-1638 (511 amino acids)
Source: RefSeq, a predicted model, not a curated record